Molecule: messenger RNA, 5799 nt
Organism: Dermochelys coriacea (leatherback sea turtle)
Lineage: Eukaryota; Metazoa; Chordata; Testudines; Dermochelyidae
Product: neuronal vesicle trafficking-associated protein 1
Exons: 5
Coding region: 514-1320 (268 amino acids)
Biological process (GO): clathrin coat assembly; regulation of transcription by RNA polymerase II; G protein-coupled dopamine receptor signaling pathway
Cellular component (GO): endosome; nucleus; membrane
Molecular function (GO): DNA-binding transcription factor activity, RNA polymerase II-specific; RNA polymerase II cis-regulatory region sequence-specific DNA binding; clathrin light chain binding
Source: RefSeq, a predicted model, not a curated record
GCAGGCUCGGGGAGCGCCGCACGCCCCCGGGAGAGAGCGACUCGGGAACAAAGCCCCCCGCCCCUUUGCACCGCGCCUCCUGCCGGCGGAGCGGGCAGGGACCUGCAGCUCCACCGGCAGCCUGGGGGGAGCGACGCCCCCAGCCCGCCCCCCUGCUUGGGCCGCGCAGCCCCCCCGCUCUGCCCAGCCCGCUUGUAGGGCUGCCUCGCGAGGUCACUGUCCCCUCCCCGCCCGCUUGUACCGCCCGGCGCUCCCCUCCUGACCUCGAGGAGGAGGGAAAAGCGACGCGGCUCCAGGCCACGGCUACCCUGGUGGGAGCCAUGCAGCCCCUUCGCGCCGCCCCAGACCUUGCCAGGGGAACUGCGCCCCUUCGCAGCGCUGCUGCAGGGGGAGCCUGGCAACCCCCCUACAGCGGCGCCAGUAGCCGGCGCCGGGGGAGCUCGAAGUGCGCCUCCCCCGCCCCCCGGGGCCCCUUUGUGCUGCUGCUCGGAUGUGCCCUAAGACACGCGGCGGAUGCGUCAAGGCGGAGGCGCUGCCGCUGCUGCCGCUGCUGCCAGCAACGCGCACGAGCUCAUUAACCCCGAGGCAACCCAUCCGCGAUCGAUCCUUUCCCUGCACCCCGCCCCAAGCCGCUCCGGAGAGCCGUCCGAGCAGCUCCGCCAUUUCCGAGAGCUGGAACAGACGGGCUCGGAGCAUCCCCUACCUGGCACCCACCCACCGGCCCCGCACAAAGGGAAAAGGCAGAGGAGCAGCUGGGGAAGGAUGGUGAAACUAGGGAAUAAUUUCAGUGAGAAGAGCACAAAGCAGCCCCUUUUGGAGGAUGGAUUUGACACUAUCCCCUUGAUCACACCCCUGGAUGUCAAUCAGCUACAGUUCCCACCUCCUGAUAAGGUUGUGGUCAAAACGAAAACAGAAUAUGAACCUGAUCGCAAGAAAGGAAAAUUUCGUACCCCCAAAAUAGCUGAAUUCACAAUCAGCAUAACUGAAGGAGUUUCGGAAAGAUUUAAGGUAACUGUUCUGGUCCUUUUUGCCCUUGCGUUCCUAACAUGUGUUGUAUUUCUAGUAGUCUACAAGGUUUACAAGUAUGAUCAUACCUGUCCGGAAGGAUUUGUUUUCAAGAAUAAUCAAUGCAUUCCAGCUGGAUUAGAGAACUACUACUCUGAACAAGACUCCAGUGCUCGAGGGAAAUUUUACACUGUCAUAAACCACUACAAUCUGGCCAAACAAACAAUCACACGCUCAGUGUCUCCAUGGAUGACAGUACUGUCAGAAGAGAAAUUGUCUGAACAGGAGACUGAAGCUGCUGAGAAAUCAGCUUAAUUGAUAAGCUAAUUAUUAAUAUGUCAUUUGAAGGUAACUAAGGGACUUUAAGGAACUUUUCAUUAAAUAUAAUUAUGGAUAAUUUAGAGGUUUAUGGUGCAAUUGCUUCUGUUUGCUGAUACUGCUUUGCAAAAAAUAAAACUUGCUACAAAACAUUCAUGGGCAUAAAAUAAAUUGCAUAUCAGUGUCGCUUUAGAGCUCUGACACCAUUUUCAUUGUUAAGAAAUUAACUUCAGAUAUUUUCUUGCAAUUUACUGGAUGCUGACAAUUUUUCACUGGAUUUUUCAGUGGUUUGGACUUCACAUAAUGUGCUUUGUCUGAACUGAUGAUUUUGUUUUUAUUACAUAGCCAUUUUUUGCAAACUGAACCACCAUAGCCAUAACUAGAGUGAUCUCUUGUUUAGCGAAGAGCUGUAUUUAAAACUUGUUUUCAGCUCAAGUAAGGCUGAUAUCAAGGACAUGCUGUAAUGAUUAGAAUGGAGAAAAACUGUCAGGUAGCAUAUAUUUCUUCACUGUUGAGUAAGUGAUGAUGAAGUUCUCUGCAACAAGGCAUGCUCAAUGUUUUAUUACUGUCAACAAAAUUUCACUACAUUGCCACUAUGGCUUUAGUAUGUUAGUAAGAAUGUGCACUGAAACACAAACUAGAUAGGACAUAGUGGGGAGAGAGACACAUUUUUAGCUAUGGAUUUGUUCAGGUUGUGUAAAAGCAACUUACGAACUGGAGGAUGCUCUGAUGAGAAGGGACAUCCUUUGAUCACAUUGAAGAAAGAGGCUGAAAGCCUUUCACUCUAGAUGUAGUCUGUAAUUUGUCUGAUAUGACAGAGGGAGUAACAUUUAAAAAGAAUCCCUUUUAUACACCAUUAACACUUUUUUCCCCCUUUUUAUAUAUUCUGAAUAGGCUUGAAUUAACUAUGCUGUGUGCAAUUUGCUAAUUUUUAAACUACAGGACAUCACAAGUGAAACUAGCGUAUUAGUUUACACUACUUGCUGUUUUAAAGUGACAUGUCAAAAGUGAGUGAAGAAGCAUAACUCUGUUUAUGUAUGAUUUUGGAGGAAAAAAGAUGUAGACAAGCCUAGUAUUGUGGGUGCACGUUCAAGUUUGAUGUUUCAUUGUAUUGACAAAUUUCUUAUUUUGUAUGAAACCAUGUUUUUUCAUUUAAUCCUAAAUAUGCGUUACAAAAAUAAUUUUGUUAAUCUGCCAGUUAGACAAAAUAAGUGUGUGAAGUUUUUAGGUAUGAGAUUCACUUUUCCUUUCAUAUUACUUGAAUGUGAUAUUUCUAGUGGACAUGUCAAAAGUUUCAUUGUUGUAGGCACUAUACAAAAGUGAAGGCAAAUCAUUGGUUGGUUGUCUAGUUCUGUAGUAGAACAAAUUUGGUCAGGUCCACUUUUGGGUUUUCUUCUAAUCCAUUAUUAAUGUAUUUAGUAUCAAGAAUUUUACAUACCAAUAAAGUACAAAAUGGCCACUGCUUCUCAAAUCUAUAGGUUUGAUACCAAACAUAACAAUGAGUGUGCAUUAUAUAGUUAUGAACUAUAAAAAGCUUUGUUAUUAUGCUGUGUGGAAUGCAUAAAAAAGCAAUAAAUUGUGUGCCAAAAUUUUCUUUGCAUUUUUUAAAAAAGUUAAAACUCCUGUAAACACAUUACAACAUACCAUGUUUUGUCUGCUAGUAAACAGGUACUUUAUUGAAUGUAAAUUGAUUCACAUGUAACUUUUGACAUUUUCACUUCAUACAAAAUAAAGAAUAAGGAUUAUAUUGCCUGUUGCAUACAGUAUGUUGACAUACAUUUCCCAAGACACACAAUAAAAUGAACUUUGAAAUCAAAAUUUUUACCAAAAACAUGAAUUCAAAUUUUAAAAGAUUUGUUUCUCAUUAUUAUCCUCUGAUGUAAUUUAAAAUAUUUUCCCUUAACCUUAGACCGGUACACAACUUAACUGUACAGCCAGCUGCUGAACAAUAAGACUAGUUACUAUCCUCAAAAGAAAACAUUCAAAAAUUUCAAGCAGCUGGAAACAACUCAUUGGGUGACUGAUACUGCACCCCUUGAAGUCAAAGAGAGUUUUCUCACUGACCAGCAGGAGGUGGUUCAUAAGCUCCUGGCUCCAACAGUUUUUGAACAGAUAGUUAACAAUUUUAAUACUUCAGAAAGUUUGGCUUCUAUAUUAUCUAUUCUUCGGCUUUGCUCCAACAUCUCAAUACAUCAGUUACAUCACAAUGUGUUUACUAUAAUUUAACAAACAUGACACUCUAAACUUCUUGAAACCUAGUUAAGUAAAGCUUUAUAACAGCGUUUAAAAGACAAUUAUUUCCCACCAAAUACAAGUAACCCCUGCACAAACUAACUCUACAGGAGUAGGAGUGGCUGUCACACAUGUACAAGGUCACUACACUUUGAAGUGAGUGAUGUGACUAAAAAAGAAACCCGAGAAGGUAGAUAGAAAAGCUCAACCCUGUAUGCAUUGCAACAAUUUUCUUCAUUGUACAUCCUGUCUACAUUGUGAACUUUCCACUAAUUGGCUUGGUGGGCUAAAAUUUCCUAAAGGUAUAACUUACAUUUUAUUGAAAAUUUCUUGCAAUUUACUAAACUCGAGCCUACUUUUCACUUGCUAGCUGUCUCAAAGGUUUUUAGCUUUGAAAGACUACCUGUUUUAUGAAGCUGCUGAAUGGACUUAAAUGGUGUUGAUCUGUUCACUGCAAGAGUGGUACAGACACACUUUUUUUGCAGGAAAAUAUUUUCCAGUCACAACAGUAUUACAUUUGCAGAUAGACAUUCCUUCUCUCAAAGCAAGAUGCACUAAAUCUUAUACAAACAUAGCACAUAAUAAAACAAAGUCUAACUGUCAUACCAGUCCAGAAAAAGCAAAGAGAACGAACACAUUACAAGGAAGAAAAGGAUCCAUACUCGAAAGCCAGCGUUUUUUUUGAUUGCCUGUAGGAAGAUAUGAGCUCAAUGACUAUUUUUCCCUAAAAAUACUGAUUUCCAUAAUAUGACUCAACCAACAGUCCAUCUGGGCCCAGUCUGGCACCUCUUUAAGCCAGUGGCAAAACUCACCAUUGACUUCACUUAGAGAAGAGUUAGGCCCAUAUUUCUCUAGAUCUCAUCCCAUGACUCAGGCCUCAAAAUUUCAAAAGCAGAGUCAGCAGAAGGGGAAAAAAGGAAUCCCACAUCCCACCAAUAUAGUUGGGUUAGUUAAUGAUAGAACAUAUGCCAUGCACAAGAAUGAACAGUUCUAAAGAAAGUGUUACAAGAAUUGAUUAAAAAUGCAUACAUUAUCUAUUUAAAUGCCAAAAGUUAACUUUAAGAACAAGAGAAACAGCUUCUCUAAACAGUUUAUUAAAGCUCUUUAGUGAUUUAAACAACAUAAUAGCUGUUACUGAGGGCUGAUUUAACAUAGCUCAAGGCAAUAUUUAAAUAUUGUAAACGACCAAGUCCAAGUUUAAAAUAGCAAACAUUGAUUCCAAGAUUUGUUUUUCAACUGAAAUGGGAAGGAUGGGGGGUUAUUUUAGACUUAAUAUCAAUAGACUAUCAUUAAUAGUAUCAGUCUCAAUUAAAUACAGAAGUUUUCAUUUGUGGAUCUCAAAGAGUUUUACAGGUAGAGAAACUGAAGCACAGAGGUUAAGUGACUUCCCCAAGUUAACGUGCAUCAGAAGAUCUGUGUUUUAGUCCCAGCUCUGCCACUGACACACUAUGUGACCGUAGGAAAGUUAGUUACACUCUCUGUGCCUCAGUUCUACCAGCUGUAGAAUGAAGAUAAUGAUGCUUUGAGAGCCAUGAAUGAGAUGCACUGUACUUAAGUGCUGAAUAUUAUUAAUAAUCUAUUAGUCUACUGGCAAUGAGUCUAAAAAAAUUCAUCCCUGCCAUCAUAUGCUCUGCCUGCUAAGCCAUGUUACCUUUUGGAUAACUGAAUAUGAGAAAUAACAGUCCUAAAUCUGAAAAUAAAGUCCCAAACAGAUUUUCAAAAAUAAGUGCCUAAUGAUAGGGUCCUAAAUUCAUGUUUAGGCAUUUAGAUAAAAGAAGACCUAUAAACAAGACCGUAUGUAGUAUGGGGAAGGGCCUCUUCGAAUCAAAAUAAUGUAUCAAGACUGCAUUCCCAUCAAUUUCAGUGGUGUCUUCUUCCACCAAACUCCUUUGCAUAGGUGACUACAUGCAGCCCAGGGUCAUCCUCAUCCUUAACAAGGAGGUGAAGACCAGCAAAGUUUACAGGUCCCAGUGGUUGUUCAGAUCAACAUUAGUGAAACAUGAAGUUUCACAGGCUACACUUACACUUCAGUGUAAGGGAUGCAGGUAGCUUCCACCCACACUGCUAUUGCUAAUCAGAUAUGCCCCUAAGGUAGCCUACAAGUUGCAAAUAUUGUCAUGGUAUAGGGUAUUGCUUAGGCAAAAAUGCUUUGAUAGCUAGGAACAAUAAAUGCAUCAAAACACUACUUAGUAACAUUACCUCUCUUAUGUCUUCAUUGCCUUCUUUGAUAUUCUCUGUUGCACC